Mucor velutinosus is the source of this 5316-nucleotide messenger RNA. Its product is annotated as DNA-directed RNA polymerase II subunit RPB1. NCBI's taxonomy places the organism in Eukaryota, Fungi, Mucoromycota, Mucoromycetes, Mucorales, Mucoraceae. Gene Ontology annotation, molecular function: DNA binding. Gene Ontology annotation, biological process: transcription by RNA polymerase II. The transcript has 6 exons. The record is from RefSeq and is a predicted model, not a curated record. Gene Ontology annotation, cellular component: RNA polymerase II, core complex. The coding region runs from base 1 to 5316 and encodes 1771 amino acids.
AUGAGUGGACAUCCCUUUGCAUUUUCAUCUGCUCCUCUUCGACGUGUAGAUGCUGUUCAAUUCGGUAUCCUCUCGCCUGCUGAGAUUAAAGCAAUGUCCGUCGCCAAGAUUGAAUAUCCUGAAUUAUACGACGAAGGCACUCAAAAGCCUAGAAAUGGCGGUUUGUUGGAUCCUCGUAUGGGUACUAUUGAUCGUAAUUAUAAAUGCCAAACCUGUGGUGAAGGCAUGGCUGAAUGCCCGGGUCAUUUUGGCCAUAUUGAAUUGGCUAAACCUGUCUAUCAUAUUGGUUUCUUGACAAAAGUGAAGAAGAUUCUUGAGUGUGUUUGUUUCCAUUGCUCCAAGCUCAAGGUCGAUGAAACCAAUCCUCGUUUCGAAAGAGCAAAGAAAAUUACCGAUUCAAAAGCUAAGCUUCGUGCAGUGUGGGACCUUGCCAAAGCAAAAAUGACUUGUGAAGGCAGCGACGAAGCUGAAGGCGGUUUAGAAGAAAAGGAAGAGUUUGACAAUGGCAAGCGCAAGAGCACACACGGUGGCUGCGGCUACAAACAGCCUCUUAUUCGUAAGGAUGGCUUGAAGUUGUACGCCCAGUUCCGUGCUAGUGCAGGAGAUGACUCUGGCAAUGAAGGAAGACAACAGCUGACUGCUGCCAAAGUACUGCAGAUUCUCAAGAACAUCUCUGACAAGGAUAUCCGUGAUAUGGGCUUAUCUGAAGAGUUUGCUCGCCCUGAAUGGAUGAUUACAACGGUCUUACCUGUGCCUCCACCUCAAGUGCGUCCCUCUAUUCAAAUGGAUGGUACCAGUCGUGGUGAAGAUGAUUUGACCCACAAAUUGUCUGACGUUCUCAAGGCAAACGGCAAUGUAAAGCGUUGUGAAUCAGAAGGUGCUCCCGUACACGUUGUCCAAGAAUUUGAGCAGCUCUUGCAGUUCCAUAUUGCUACCUACAUGGAUAACGAUAUCGCUGGUCAGCCUCAAGCUUUGCAAAAGUCGGGCAGACCUCUCAAAUCUAUUCGUGCUCGUCUUAAGGGUAAAGAAGGUCGUCUUCGUGGUAAUCUUAUGGGUAAACGUGUAGAUUUCUCUGCACGUACUGUUAUUACUGGUGAUCCCAAUCUUGCCCUGGAUCAAGUGGGUGUUCCUCGUAGUAUUGCCCGUAAUUUAACCUAUCCUGAAAUCGUUACUCCUUAUAACAUUGACAGACUGCAAGUCUUGGUGCGCAAUGGCCCAUUGGAACAUCCAGGUGCUAAAUAUGUUAUUCGUGAUAAUGGUGAGCGUAUAGAUUUGCGUUAUCGCAAGCGUGCUGGUGAAAUCCCACUUCAAUAUGGCUACCGCGUUGAAAGACACAUCAACGACGACGAUGUUGUCAUUUUCAACCGUCAACCCUCUCUUCACAAAAUGUCCAUGAUGGGCCAUCGUGUGCGUGUGAUGCCUUACUCUACCUUCCGUCUCAACUUGUCUGUCACUUCGCCUUACAAUGCUGAUUUUGAUGGUGAUGAAAUGAAUCUUCACGUCCCUCAGUCCUUGGAAACCAGAGCUGAAGUUACUGAAAUCUGUAUGGUGCCCAAGCAAAUUGUAUCUCCUCAGUCCAACAAGCCUGUCAUGGGUAUUGUGCAAGAUACGCUCUGUGGUAUCCGUAAAUUCACGCUUCGUGAUUGCUUCUUGACCAAGGAUCUCGUUAUGAAUAUCGUCAUGUGGGUUCCCUCUUGGGAUGGUUAUAUUCCCCCUCCUGCUAUCCUCAAACCAAAGCCCAUGUGGACCGGUAAGCAAAUCCUGGCUAUGGUGAUUCCUAAGGGUAUCAAUUGUCAAACCUUCCAUUCCACGCAUCCUGAUGGCGAAACCACCUUGAUCUCUCCUGGCGAUACGCGUGUUAUCAUCGAGAACGGUGAAUUGAUCUGUGGUAUUGUGUGUAAAAAGACGGUUGGUACUGCUGGCGGUGGUCUUAUUCACACCAUCAUGAAUGAAUUGGGCCCUGAAGCUGCUAAAAACUUCUUGGGUGGCACUCAGCAAGUUGUCAACUACUGGCUCUUGCAAAAUGGCUUCAGUAUCGGUAUCGGUGACACCAUUGCUGACAAGGCCUCCAUGACAACCAUCACCAACAUUAUUUCGCAAGCCAAGCAGCGUGUGCAAGAGGUGAUUAUCACUGCUCAGCAAGACAAGCUGGAAGUGCAGCCUGGUAUGACUUUGCGUGAAUCUUUCGAAGCCAAGGUCAAUCAAACACUCAACAAGGCUCGUGAUGAUGCUGGUAAGAUGGCUCAAAACAGUUUGAAGGAGGACAACAAUGUCAAGCAAAUGGUUAUCUCUGGUUCCAAGGGUUCUUUCAUUAAUAUCUCUCAAAUGUCUGCUUGUGUCGGUCAACAGAACGUCGAAGGUAAACGUAUUCCUUAUGGCUUCAAGUUCCGUACCCUUCCCCAUUUCUCCAAGGAUGACCACAGCCCUGAGAGUCGUGGUUUCGUCGAAAACUCCUACUUGCGAGGCUUAACGCCCACCGAGUUCUUCUUCCACGCUAUGGGUGGUCGUGAAGGUUUGAUCGAUACUGCUGUCAAGACUGCUGAAACUGGUUAUAUCCAACGUCGUCUUGUCAAGGCUCUGGAAGAUGUGAUGGUCAAGUACGAUGGUACUGUGCGUAAUUCGCUAGGUGAUAUCAUUGAGUUCUGUUACGGUGAAGACGGUAUGGAUGCCAUGUCGGUGGAAAGCCAAAAGUUUUUUUCGCUCAAGUGCAACGAGCAAGAGUUCGAGAAGCGUUACAAGGUUGAUGUCAUGAACAAGGGCUUCCGUAAGGGUGCUCUCAACUACAAUGUGCUCAAGAGCAUUGAAGGUAGCGAAACUGCUCAAUCCUACUUGGACCAUGAAUUCCACCAGCUGUCUGAAGACCGUCAAAAGCUGAGAACUGUCAUCUUCAAGAACGGUGAUGACAAGUGGCCCUUGCCUGUCAAUCUCUCACGUCUGAUUACCAACUCACAGCAAAUCUUCCAUCUGGACCCUCGCAAGCCCUCUGACAUUCACCCUCUGCAAAUUGUGGACGGCAUCAAUGCGCUUGCUCAACGUCUACUAGUUGUGCGUGGUUCUGACAAGAUUUCCAGCGAGACUCAAAAGAACGCUACCUUGCUGUUCCAAAUCUUGCUCCGUUCUACCUUUUCUGUAAAGCGUGUAGUGGAGGAGUUCCACUUGACAUCUCAAGCAUUCGAAUGGAUUCUCGGAGAAAUUGAAUCUCGCUUCUUGACCUCCAUCGUCGCCCCUGGUGAGAUGGUUGGUACCAUUGCCGCCCAGUCUAUCGGUGAACCUGCUACCCAAAUGACAUUGAAUACUUUCCAUUAUGCUGGUGUGUCCAGUAAGAACGUCACCCUUGGUGUCCCCCGUUUGAAGGAAAUUAUCAACGUUGCCAAGAACAUCAAGACGCCUCGUCUGGAAGUGUGGUUGGAUGCAGAGCGAUCCCGCAACAUUGAAUUGGCGAAGGAAGUCCAGGUUAAUCUCGAGCACACAACACUGCAAAAGGUUACCUCUGUCACUGAGAUUUACUAUGAUCCUGACCCAAGAAACACCAUUAUUGAAGAAGAUGCUGAUUUCGUCGAUACCUACUAUCAAUUGGAAGAUGACAACUCUGCCUUCGUCACGCGUGUGUCUCCUUGGUUGCUUCGUAUUGAAUUGAACCGUGGUAUGAUGAUUGAUAAGCGUCUCAACAUCACAGAGGUGGUACAAAAGAUCUCUGAGGAAUUCCGCAGCGAUUUGCAUGUCAUGGGCAGUGAUGAGAACUCUGAAAAGCUAGUGAUUCGUUGCAGAGUCAUGAUGGAUGAGAACGAAGACAAGGACAUGGAUGAAGAGGAUACUCGCUCUGAAGAGGAUACCUUUUUGCGUAAACUGGAAGCCAGUAUGUUGGGCUCUAUCAAUCUUCGUGGUAUUCCUGGCAUCAGAAAGGUCUACAUUGUCGAGCGUAAGAACACCAUUCUCAACGAAAAGGGCAACUUUGAAACUACUACUGAAUGGGGUCUUGAUACCGAUGGUAUCAAUCUUCAAGAAGUUAUGUGUCAAUACGGUGUGGAUGAGACUCGUACUUACUCCAACAACACUGUUGAAAUCAUGGAGGUACUUGGUAUUGAAGCUACUCGUAAGGCUCUUCUUAAGGAACUGCGUAACGUUAUUGAAUUUGAUGGUUCCUAUGUCAACUACCGUCACUUGGCCUUGCUCUGUGAUGUGAUGACUAACCGUGGCCAUUUAAUGGCUAUCACUCGUCAUGGUAUCAAUAGAGCUGAAACUGGUGCAUUGAUGAGAUGUUCCUUUGAAGAAACAGUUGAAAUUCUGAUGGAAGCUGCUGCUGUCGGUGAGCUGGAUGACUGUAGAGGUGUUGCUGAAAACAUCAUGCUAGGUCAAAUGGCUCCUCUUGGUACUGGUGAGUUUGAUGUCAUGUUGGAUGAAGAGAUGUUACAAUCCGUGCCUCAAGAUCACAGACAAAACAUGCAAAUGGGUGUCGCUGGCGAUGUUGCUGGUUUCGCUACGCCUGGUCCUGGUUACAUGACUCCCAACAUGGCUACACCUUACGAUACUCGUUCUCCUGAUUGGGUUGACUUUUCACAGCCAUCAUCUCCUUCAGAGCCCAUGUUCUCUCCAAUGGGUAACUCGGGUGCUGCCACAUCCAUUGCUAGUCCUUGGCGCGGCGAUCUUAGUCCUUAUGCACAGAGUCCUGGUUAUUCUCCUACAUCGCCAGGCUACUCACCCUCUAGUCCAUCUUAUGCUGCAUCUCCCGGCUAUUCACCUGCUUCGCCCAAUUAUUCACCUACAAGCCCAAGCUAUAGUCCCACAUCGCCUAGCUACAGUCCAACAUCGCCUAGCUACAGCCCCACAUCGCCUAGUUACUCACCAACUAGUCCUAGCUACUCGCCCACUAGUCCCAGCUAUAGUCCUACUUCACCUAGCUACAGCCCUACUUCGCCUAGUUACAGCCCAACUUCACCCAGUUAUAGUCCUACAUCACCUAGUUACAGUCCAACUAGUCCUAGCUAUAGCCCUACAUCUCCAAGUUACUCCCCUACUAGUCCUAGCUACAGCCCCACAUCACCAAGCUAUAGCCCCACAAGUCCAAGCUACAGCCCCACAUCGCCUAGCUACAGCCCUACGAGUCCCAGCUAUAGCCCAACGAGUCCAAGCUAUUCACCUACGAGUCCUAGCUACAGUCCUACCAGCCCUAGUUACUCGCCUACUAGCCCAAGCUACUCACCUACCUCCCCUAGUUACAGUCCUACUUCUCCUAGCUAUAGUCCUACUAGCCCUAGCUACAGUCCUACCUCCCCUACUUAUGGUUCUUCAAGUAGCAAUGGAAAGAACAAGAAGUAA